UAUAGCAUUAAACACAUUAGUUUUCACAUCUUCACAUUGGGGCUGGGGAUUUAGCUCAGCAGCAUAAGCGCCUGCCUUGCAAGCCAGGCAGUCAUGAGUUCGAUCCCCGGUACCGAUAAAAAGGAAAAAGACAAAAAAAAAAAAAAAAGAGAGAGAGAGAUAAGUUUUCACAUUAUCUACUUAAAUUCCACUCUAAGAAAACAGAAAAAUAAGAAAAAAAAAACUAAUUCAAAUAGAAAGGACAUGAAAAAAAGAGCAGAAGUCAAUAUAUUAGAAAACAAACAAAAAAAAUAGAGAAAAAUAAAACAAAAAGACUGACCUUAAGAAGGUCAAUAAGGGGCUGGAGGUUUAGCUCAGCGGCAUAAGUACCUGUCUUGCAAGCAGGCAGUCGUGAGUUCGAUCCCCGGUACCAAUAAAAAAGAAAAAGAUGAAAAAAAAAAAAAAAGAAGGUUAAUAAAAUUGAUAAACUUUUAUCCACACUGAUGAAGAGUGGCAUACAAAAACACACCAAUAUUAAGAAUAAGAGAAAGACCUGUUUGGCACACAUGAUCGCCACCUGCUUACCUCUAGGCACGCUGACACUAAAGCGGUUCCUGAGAAGGCAACAAGUUCUCCUCUGCAGAAGGAUUUUGCAAGCAAUCUGGCAAGUUCCAAAUGCAUCUGAUUGCAAAUACCUGAAGAACGGGGCAAAGGAACAAUUCAAACGAAAUAAAAGUGCCACAGAAGAGGGUACUAUCCGGAUAAUGAUUACUCAAGGCAACAUCCAGCUAAAGGAGAUAGAAAAAACACUUGCAUUAGCAAUAUCUUAA
Messenger RNA from Cavia porcellus (domestic guinea pig), 809 nucleotides. RefSeq names its product LYR motif-containing protein 2-like. The record is from RefSeq and is a predicted model, not a curated record. The transcript has a single exon. Lineage: Eukaryota; Metazoa; Chordata; Mammalia; Rodentia; Caviidae. Bases 483 to 809 code for a protein of 108 amino acids.